UCAUAAAGUAUAUAUGCAUAUUAUGUUCCAUAGGCAUAUUCGGUGUGAUGAUCAUCUGGAAUCCCCUCACUUCUUGAUUGCAUAAAUACCAACAAACGUGCUUCCUUUUCUUUAAAUACAAGUCUUAAAAUAGUAAAAAUUUACCGUUAUUAUUGAUCAAUUUAUUUGGUCGCACAAUAAUCAUAAUAAUGUAAUCAUAAAUAACCCAACUAAAUUAAUGAUAUACUUCAAAACUAAAAUAAACAACCAAGAGUAUACUGAAAAUGGUGAAGGCGUAAAAAGUACCGUUUUGCAGUUAUUCGGUUCUGUCAAUUGAUUCAAUUAAAUUGAACAAUUACUGCAGCUAACAAUGAACUUGAUAAAAUAAUUGAGCUUGGAUUGAAACUGAAUUGUUAUUUUAUAGUCUUUGACCAACGACACUGGCAAAACCAAUUUGAGAUUUUUUGGGUUGAUUCUCACUCGAGCGAGACCUGAUUGAUUAAUUAGUCUUAUCAUUAUCAUGCCUGCGCUCGUAGCUUUCGGGCGAAGGUGGCAAGUCGCAAGCGACGAUUUUGUCUUCCCUGCAUUUAUCGACGCAAUUUUUAGGAUAUCCUGGUUGAUUGGGGGAAGUGUGGUGUACUGGAAGGAGGAAGAUAAGCUUGGAUGUCCGGGGGGUCAUUUUAUGAGAAAUUACCUCUGGGGAAACACCAUCAUCCUCCUGGUCAUCUUGUUUUCCGACAUUGCCUUGGUUCAGGCCUCCAUGGCUGGAAAUAUGCUGGACACGCAAGCACGACGGCUAGUCCGGCCUUUUUUGUAUCUCAGGUGCCUUUUAGAGAUUUCAGAAAUUGGUUGGAACGUUCUAGGCACAAUCUGGGUUUUUACGAGAACAAUUAUUUGCAAUGAUGCACCCGAGACUUUGAUUCUUAUCAAAUGCCUAGUAAUUCUAAAUUGGGUCGUGAUUUUCAUCCUGGUUGUCUUUAUUGGACUAGUGUUUGAUCCUAGUGGAGCCACAAGUAAUAAAUCGUUUGACAUGGACAUGGACUAUGACCGAUUCCGCGACAGCGUCCUUCAUGGAGAUCAUCGGAGUCAUCGCGUUUGGGAAAAGCGAUGUCGAUUUAUCAUGUGUUCAUGCUUUGGAGGAGAUGAGGUUCACCGGUCAGCCUUUAAGGAUGUUGGUAAAAUCAUGGCGUAUGUAUUCGACCAAGAAAUUGACCUCGUCCCAACUGAUAUUGCUGCUGGGUUGAUCGUAAUAAAUUUGAAGGCUCAAGCAGAAGCCAGCGAGCUCAAAGGGCGUCGAGGAGGAGGCCCUUCUAAAUCAUUUUUAGACAGCAGUGGAUCGAGUGAUGUGGCACAAAUCACGUCUAACUGGAACUCACCCAUGACCGUGACCCACUUUAUGAAAUAUGCUCUCGGUUCGUAUGGUUGGCCAUGGUUUUUAGUAGCGAAUCCAAAAAGUGGACUCUUUCGACUCUGGGAGAACAUUCUUUGUUGUGGGUGUUGCGUAUCCCACCCAUGUUCCGUGGAAGGGGAUAAUUGCUGCUACUGUAAUACCUCGGCUCUAAAGCAGACGACAUCCAUUGAAAAUUGUGACCUGUGGUACGCAUCCUUCCAUAAUUCUGUCUUUCAAACUCCCUUCUAUGUAGCGAUUGACCAUUCGACAAAGUCUAUCGUGGUUGCCGUGAGAGGAACAAUGUCACUUCGCGAUGCUAUUACGGACCUUACUGCGGAGGCCAAACCGAUUGAGGGAAUUGGAAUACCAGAGGGCUUGCGGGCUCAUUACGGGAUGAUGAUGGCUGCAAGAAACAUACUUCAGAAAUUGAAUGCUCUUCGUAUACUCGAGAGAGCUAGGAGAGAGUAUCCGGAAUAUAAUUUGGUGCUUACAGGUCAUAGUUUGGGAGCUGGUGCCGCAACAGUUCUUAGCUUUCUUUUAUACUCACAGUAUCCGAAUCUCAAAUGUUACGCCUACUCACCUCCAGGUGGACUGCUUUCUCUGGAUGCUGCUGAAUUUGCGGAAGCCUUCACACUUUCCAUUGUGAUUGGAGAUGACAUUGUCUCUCGCCUUAGCGUGCCAGCCUUUGAGAGAUUUAAGGAAACGUUAAUAAUUGCGAUACGAGAUUGCAAAGCUCCAAAGUAUCGGAUCGUAGUGGGUGGGUGCUGGUAUCUCCUCGUGGGAGGAAUUCCUAACAUUGGGACGGCAACGACCCAUUCUACUUCCACCACUGAGGAUAAGCCAAACACUACUUCUGAGAUCGAACAAGACGUCCGAUCUGAUACUGUCCUUCUUCAAAGGGACAUGGAACAGCCAAACUAUCACACUUAUGUAUCACUAGCAGAAGUGAGUCAAAAAUUGCAACGUGAAUCUGUGACUAGGUGUCCAAUGUUUCUACCGGGUCGGAUUAUGCACAUCACAGAAAAGCCUAUAUUUGACUCGAGACCUGAGCUGUUGGACGAAUCCUCUCGCUAUCAGUGGCACUGGGCUGAUCGGAAUGAUUUUGGCGAGAUCAGAGUCACACCUAAAAUGAUGAUUGAUCAUUACCCUGACAAUGUGUACAAAGCCUUGGUGGACGUAGCUUCCGCAUCUUCAGAUGUUCCCUUCUACUCUGUGAUAUGAUGAAAUUUUUUAAGCAGUCAUUUAACUUGUCGCAACAAUAUAUAGUAAAUUACGACUAAGGAAAAGCCUUACUGCAAUCUAACGGAUUACUAAUAAAUAAUUGAUGAACUGAUAAUACAAACGUAUGCAUUUACGCCUUAACUACAUGGUACUUGACAUUUUUGUACGUUGUGACAUAAUUUUCAAGCAAUAAUAAUUUAUUCUCUUGUCAGAAAUUACUUGGUGGUGCUAUUUAACCAAGUCGACAUGUACUUAUUAUUUAUGUAAUGAAUACUUAUUGUUACUUUUUACAUUUUGUGAGAUAUUUUUAAUAAAGAAAUACAUAAAAGAAA
This is a messenger RNA of Folsomia candida, 2922 nucleotides long. RefSeq names its product diacylglycerol lipase-beta. The record is from RefSeq and is a predicted model, not a curated record. Gene Ontology annotation, biological process: lipid metabolic process. NCBI's taxonomy places the organism in Eukaryota, Metazoa, Arthropoda, Collembola, Entomobryomorpha, Isotomidae. Bases 500 to 2590 code for a protein of 696 amino acids. The transcript has 13 exons.